AGUUUAGCUAUGGAAGCUAAACCAAGUCAAGGCCUUUACCCACUGCACCGUUGCAAAACCAUACAUCUGGUGAGGCAUGCUCAAGGGAUUCAUAAUGUAGACGGAGGGAAGAACUUUGAUGCUUACUCAUCUGAGGAGUUCUUUGACGCACAUCUUACACCUCUCGGAUGGGAACAAGUUGAUAAUUUGCAUAGGCAUGUUAAGACAAGUGGGAUAUCCAAUAGAAUUGAGUUGGUCGUUGUGUCAACUCUCCUCAGGUAAUUUAGAAUCG
Capsella rubella is the source of this 271-nucleotide messenger RNA. RefSeq names its product phosphoglycerate mutase-like protein 2. Lineage: Eukaryota; Viridiplantae; Streptophyta; Magnoliopsida; Brassicales; Brassicaceae. Bases 10 to 261 code for a protein of 83 amino acids. The record is from RefSeq and is a predicted model, not a curated record. Gene Ontology annotation, molecular function: phosphatase activity. Gene Ontology annotation, cellular component: cytoplasm. The transcript has 3 exons.